Molecule: messenger RNA, 3172 nt
Organism: Zea mays
Lineage: Eukaryota; Viridiplantae; Streptophyta; Magnoliopsida; Poales; Poaceae
Product: protein MAIN-LIKE 1-like
Exons: 8
Coding region: 19-1818 (599 amino acids)
Biological process (GO): meristem development; meristem maintenance
Source: RefSeq, a predicted model, not a curated record
UUAAUUUCAUUUUGUAGGAUGGCACAGUUCCACCUUCUCGACCCGUUCUACGACGAGAGCCACCGGGGGCGCCUUCUGUCGGAAGGCCAGGACCUAGCAACGCUUCGUUCUAGGACACACAAUGGGUUCCUAGACAUGGUGUUCGACGACAGGUACACUAAUUACCUCAGACGAGCAGGUCUAGAUGUAAUAUCUUACCAGUUACGACGCGGGUUGCCUACUAUUGAUUCGGCGGCCAUUACUGCACUUGUGGACAGGUGGCGUCCUGAGACACAUAGUUUUCAUCUUCCUUUUGGUGAGAUGACAGUCACAUUAGAGGAUGCACAGAAGAUACUUGGACUCAAUGUUGGUGGCAGAGCAGUGACAGGCCAAUGUGACUCUGACGGAUGGAGGGCUAGAGUUGAGGCCUUUCUUGGUAGGGAGCUUCCUGCUGAGGGCGUUGAACGGACUGCUGGAGUAGGCAUCACAUGGCUCCGUCAGUCUUUUGGUGUGUGCCCUGCUGAUGCUGAUGAGGCUACAGUCCAGUUCUAUUGUCGAGCUUGGAUCUUGCACAUGUUUGGUUGUGUCCUCUUCCCAGACGCCACAGGAGACUGCGCGUCCUGGAUGUACAUCCCAUGUCUAACCGACUGGGAUACAGCUGGACAGUACAGUUGGGGCUCCGCUGUGCUUUCUUUUUUGUACCGGCAGCUUUGUGAAGCUUGCCGUCGUACGUCCUCCUCUUCGUCUAUAGGCGGUUGCGUCUACCUCCUGCAGAUAUGGAUGUGGUUUCGCAUACCAGUUGGUCGACCACGUGUUUUCCAGCCUAGACCCUGGCCAUGGAUGAUUCAUGGAAAUGAUCGUCUUCGACCGACGUAUGCUUAUAUUUGGGACCAAGUGGCAGCUCCUUUUGCGAGAGCUAAGAGGGCAUACAUGGAGUAUGUUAACGAGUUUGACACCCUUUCUGCCUCUAGCGUCACAUGGCAGCCAUACAACGCACCUGAGUAUGCUGGGAUGAUCUUUAGUGUAGUAUGCAGCAGUGAAGAUGAACUCUAUAUGAUGCAAUGUCCUUUGGUCUGUUUCUGGUGUGUUGAGUGGCACCUACCUCACAGGGUUCAGAGACAGUUUGGUAGGAACCAGCUAUGGCCGGUUGAAGAUGUUCCUACUUCAAAGGAGCUACACAAAUUUGACCGGCGGAAGCAAAAGAAGAUAACGGACUUUCGUCAACAUCAUCUGAUAUUAGUAAAUGAUUGGGAAUCGGGUGCUGAGAAUGUAUAUUCCAACGAUGAGUUGCACAACAAUAGUGAUUACAGGCGGUACCAAGCUUGGUACCAGGGUGCGACUCGUUGUAAGCUUCGCCAGCAGUGGACAGCGGAAGACUACGCCGACAUUGAUUCUUCAGACGAUGAAGAAACGGAGUAUGACCUGACCACUAGACUGGGAACCCAAGUGGAGGCGGCACCCAUAUUAGAUCGAGUGGGUAACACAUUGCGACGGUCGGUAGAGGACAUUGAUCGCCAACUUUUGACUACGGGCGACAGCAGCAUGCGCAGCUUCUUGCAGCGUUUAUCUAGGCGCCUACGUGGAGCUGCUGCUCGCUGUGGCUGCAGGACUACUGUUGCACAUGACGUCCAUGUACCAUCGUGUACCGACACAGCAACGCCCUCCACAGGUCUUGGUGCUGGCUUCGACUACGAUCACGACGAGAUAGGACCUUCACAGCUUGAGGGGGCUCCUUCGACACAGCCAUUACAACCACAGGAUCGUAGGCGACACCGCUCUCCACAACGUUACACUCCAGGCACCGACGCUUUAGGCAAGGGUAAGACUAGGAGACGUUGAAUUGGUUUGGACUCUAUGGACUUGUUAUGUAACGUAUGAAUUAUAUAGACUUGUAAUGGACUCAUUUGGCCUCUACGGGCUUGUAUGACAUUUUAAUGGACUUGUAUGAAUUCUAUGGACUUGUAAUGAACUUGUUUAGACUUUUAUGAGCUUGCUUGGAAUUGUUUACAAUUGUAUGCACUUGUAUGUUAUGCUUAUCUAUGAGUAUGUCUUGGAUUGACAAAAAACAGAGAAAACUCUGCCGAAAUUUUGUGAAAUUGUUGGUUAUGUCAUGUAGCCUUUACAUAACUAUUACAUAGCCUUUUCAGAAGCAUUAAUUUUAGGACUAGCAUCUAUACUUUUCAGAUCCAUUUCGUAGCCUUUUCAGGAGUGCUUAUAUAGCCUUUUCAGAGUGUAAAAAUAGCCUUUUCAGGAUUGUAUAUAUAGCCUUUUCAGAAAAAGAACAUAGCGUAGGACAUGUAGCCUUUUCAGAACUAGAACAUAGCCUUUUCAGAGUUUUUGUACAUAUCUGAUGUUUAUAAUCUAUUACACUAUCUAUCCUUUAGCCUAUAUAUACACGAUCCUUUGUACAUUUGCUUCAUUGUGCAAUAGAAUGGCUUCAGGGUCUUCUAGGGGCAAGGGUGCGGUAAAUGAGAGACGAAAGGAUGGAGGGAAGUUAACUCCAAUGUCUUUUGAUGGCCCUCUUGGUCCAGAUUUUUUUGAAGAGGCGGUUUUUAACUUUCCAGUUCAAAGUAAAAAAGAUUUCAACAAAGAGGUUAGACUUAGGUCCUACGAUAAUAGGAGAGAAGAUUGGCCGAAGUGCAUGCAUGGCGAGGAUUGCUUGGUGCAGAUGUUCGUUGAGGGUGGAAUUGAUGGAGGCCGGCGUUUCUUCAGAUGUCCUUAUGCAUAUGUACAAAUUAAUUUCUAGUCCUUUUUUCUAAAUACUUUUGUUGUUCAGUGAAACUAACUAUAAACAUUUAUGCAGCAUUCAUUGGUCAAGGAGAAUUGUGGGUUCACUCGUUGGGUAGAUCCUCGUCCAAUUUUUCCUCAUGCGGAAUACAUAUCCUACCUACAGAAUAGGAUAUUUGAUCUAGAGAGAGAAGUAAGCAACAAAAAUGAUGAGGAAGAAAGAGACACAAACAAUGGUGGUGCUUCACAGGUGCAAGUAUGCCCAGAUCCAUAUUGUUGCUGCCCUUGUCACAACAAGAAUGUUGGUCCUCCGUCGUCUCCACCGCACCCACAGCAGACACCAACAAUGGGAGGAUACUAUGGGGAAGGCUCAACUCAAUUUGGAAUGUGGGAGCACUACUAGAAAACUCUUAUGUAUCAAUUGCUUUUAGCGUGUUGGUUAUCUAUUUCAAUUGCUUCAAGUCGC